CCAGGGGUCACUCUUUUGCUAUAAAUGAUGUUUUCCGGUGACAGCAAAGGGAUGACAACACUGUAGGGCCCGUUUUUCCAUUCAGACUGUCUACCCAACAUCGACAAAAACUAAGUUAGCUUACCUAGCUUUGAAGCUAACGUCAGUAAAGUGGAUCACGUUUGUAGUUUGACAAGCGUGGAGUUAGUUUGGAAGCCCAGCAGCAGGGAGUUUAGGGUUAUACCUCUGCUUUGGGGGGAUUUAUUCUUUAUGUUCUACUGGGAAGAGCAACAACAGUACCAUGGCAGAUGACAAGGACGUAUUGAGAGAUGUUUGGUUCGGCCGGAUACCCACCUGCUUCACUCUGAACCCGGAUGAGGUGACUGAGAGAGAGGCAGAAGCAUACUAUGUGCUACUACCUAGGGUGAGCUACCUGCCUGUUGUCACAGACAAGGUGAAAAAGCAUUUCCUCAAAGUGAUGAGGUCAGAGGACGUGGAGGAGAUGUGGUUCGAGUAUGAAGGAACACCACUCAAAUGGCACUAUCCUAUUGGGGUUCUGUUUGAUCUUCAUGCCUCUAAUACGGUCCUACCCUGGAGCAUCACUGUGCACUUUAAGAAUUUUCCAGACCAGGACCUGCUGCACUGCUCAUCAAACUCUGUAGUCGAGGCUCACUUCAUGUCCAGCAUCAAGGAGGCGGACGCCCUCAAGCACAAGAGCCAAGUUGUCAAUGACAUGCAGAAGAAAGACCACAAGCAGCUGUGGAUGGGCCUGCACAACGAUAAGUUUGACCAGUUCUGGGCCAUGAACAGGAAGCUGAUGGAGUAUCCCACUGAGGAUGGAGGCUUUAGGUACAUCCCCUUCAGGAUAUACCAGACGCUGAGCAACAGGCCAUUCAUCCAGAAACUGUUUCGCCCUGUUUCGCCUGAAGGCAGUGCACACACACUUGGCGACCUGCUGAAGGAGAUGUAUCCAGAUGCUCUGACAAAUGAUGGUGAGCUAAAGCGUUACCAGGUCUUGAUCCACGGCAUCGAACCUCUGCUGGAGACUCCUCUACAGUGGCUCAGUGAACACCUGAGCCACGCUGACAACUUCCUGCACAUCUGUGUCGUCCCUGUGCCCACAGAUUGAGGCCGCACCUCUACACCUUAUCAUGGAGGGGACUCAUCAGCCAAUUAGCUGCCAGCUGGGUAACCUCAGACAUGGUAGCACCUCACGGUGGAGACUUGGAACUGACCGACAUUAAAGGAGAAUGAUCAGAAUAUUAAUCAUGAAUAUGAAAAAAGAUGGGAAAUGUGAUAUUUAACAAAUUUCUCUUGUUUGUUUACAUUUCCAUCUGGUCAUUAAUACUACUACUCCUCUUUUCUCCGAACUUUCUUGAUGCAUACAAAUUAUGAAGAGAACUUUUCUUCUGUUGUUUCCUUUCAGAUUGAGGAGCCUUUCUUUAAGAGAAGAAAUUACUCCUUUUUCAUGUUCCUCUGUUUCAUAUUUUCUCCAAAUAACCAAAUAUAUACACUGGAGUUGAACAUAUAUUUUUUAAUUUCCAUCUUCCUUCUCAUUAUCAGACUGUCUUGGAGACAGGGAAGCUGUUUUUUUUUAGGAGAAUGCCAUGUCAGGUUCUGCUGAAGUUGCCUUAGUUACUACAGUCGCACAUCGUGACUUCCAUGGUGUUGAUGAGUUUACAUCACAGCCUAGAAAGUUCUUCAACUUUUAGGAAUCAUAUCUCAAAACGGUUGCAUUGCUCCAAUUAAAAAUCCGACCUUGACCAUUGGACGGUUCUGGAGGUUUCACAGAAGUCCCAGAAAUUGGGUUGGACUGACCUCUUCUUACAACCCCUGAGUUCAACAUCAAGUUCUGAGCAGGCUGAAGAUGCAACAAAGUAACAAGAAUGACCAAAUUGUUUUAGUGUGGCACUGUUCCUCAUCUAACAGUAAAAUGUUAAUUUAACAUAAAAAAUAUAUUUUCAGUUUACUUUAUGUUCAGUCAAAUCAGAAUUUAUAAACCUGUGAUUAUUAAACCAAAUUAUACAACCAAAA
This is a messenger RNA of Girardinichthys multiradiatus, 2013 nucleotides long. It is a transcript of the gene atg5, whose product is annotated as ATG5 autophagy related 5 homolog (S. cerevisiae). The transcript is spliced from 9 exons. NCBI's taxonomy places the organism in Eukaryota, Metazoa, Chordata, Actinopteri, Cyprinodontiformes, Goodeidae. The coding region runs from base 281 to 1108 and encodes 275 amino acids. The record is from RefSeq and is a predicted model, not a curated record. Gene Ontology annotation, biological process: C-terminal protein lipidation; cellular response to nitrogen starvation; autophagosome assembly. Gene Ontology annotation, cellular component: Atg12-Atg5-Atg16 complex; cytoplasm; phagophore assembly site membrane.